AUGGAAACUGUCCAGGAGCUGAUUCCCCUAGCCAAGGAGAUGAUGGCCCAGAAGCCCAAGGGGAAGCUGGUGAAGUUGUACGUGCUGGGCAGCGUGCUGGCCUUCUUCGGCGUGGUGCUCGGCCUGAUGGAGACCGUAUGCAGCCCCUUAACAGCUGUCAGCCGCCUGCGGGACGAAGAGGCCGCAGUGGCCUCGCUGCAGGCCGCCCGGGAGCGACAGGCCCUUCGGAUGCAGGCCCUUCAGGAAAAAGGCAAGCAGCAGGAGGCCUUGCACGGCAACCGGGUCCUCUCCAACAGGCAGCACGCCUCCUAG
Messenger RNA from Elephantulus edwardii (Cape elephant shrew), 312 nucleotides. It is a transcript of the gene G0S2, whose product is annotated as G0/G1switch 2. Gene Ontology annotation, cellular component: mitochondrion. The transcript has a single exon. The record is from RefSeq and is a predicted model, not a curated record. The coding region runs from base 1 to 312 and encodes 103 amino acids. Lineage: Eukaryota; Metazoa; Chordata; Mammalia; Macroscelidea; Macroscelididae. Gene Ontology annotation, biological process: positive regulation of extrinsic apoptotic signaling pathway.